GUCGACCACGAGCUCCUCCAAGCGGCGCGCCCGCCGCUGGUCUUCACGCUCUGCGACGCGGACGGCGAGCCAGAGGAGAGCCGCGACACCCAGCGCCGCACCCGCCGCAGCGGCGGCGUCAUCAUCUUCGUCCACUACACCGGCCUACGCUUACGAAGGAAGCUUCACAUUAUCCAGCGCGGGCGAGCGCCGCGCCUUUCAAACUCUUCCGGACAUUAAUACCACCGUCGAUCCUCCAUCGGACGGAGAUGGAGAAACCGUGAUACUGACGGAUGAAAUUGGGGGGACGACUUCUGCUCCAGCUCCAGCUGCAUCUUCGAGAAGCACUCUGCGCCGCGACCGGCUUCCCCCGGCACCGCAGAGGAUCUCCACCACAGGAGCUCAUGUUCCGUACACGACCGGCACAGAUGAACCGGCGCCAGGCACUAUUUCCGACGUGAAUUUUACGCUAGAAGAUGUUGGAAGAAGUUCGACCGAGCUAGACCUGGACGCCAUGCAUGAAGCGUUCGCCGAACACUUUGGCAUGGACGCACACGCUCAAGAAGGCCACGGAUCGUUUACCUUCACGGCGUAGUCAAGACGAAAUGAACAAGUGCUGUAUCGAUGGCUUUGAAAGUCGUUUCUCUCUACCACCCUUAUCAGAUAAUCUCUUGUCCUGUGGUUGCUGUAAGUACAGUAACCGUCCUGAUUGAAGCACUAGAGCACACCUCCUGUCUUACUCUUUCAGAAUCAGAACAUGUCAAUGUUUAUGAUCUUAUGAUCAUCUUGAUCUUUAAUUUGCCCUAGCCCAUCGCCAUCGUGUAGAAUGAAAAACCGAAAUAAAACUCAAACUCUAAACACACCGAAUCAUCAGCCUUAUUCUCUUCUUCUUUUUCUUUGACGGACUGUAUUCAAAGCCUUGAGUCACGCGAAAAACUAUAGAAAUUCCCUGGAGUGCUGUGACAUCAAGAUCAAUACUAGUGGAAUCUAUCAGCCGUAUAGAUGAAUAGAAAGUCGCUUGCUUUUUCUAAAAUUAAACUGACAUAGCCAAAUGGCAUAGGCAUUUAGAAUAUCAAUGCCAAAAAUGGAUGCACAGAUUAACCGGCGAUUACUGGACGGUUCAGAAAUUACCCCAACAAAACUCUCAUAUCUACGGCAUCUAAAUGCCGCUGACACGACAACUUUAUUUGAACGAUUUGACUUUUUGCUCUUUGUGUUUUUCAUAGAUUUCUUUUCAGAAUUAUAUUCUCCACGUCCAGUUAUUUUCACCCCGGCCAGACGAUUCGCCGUUGUUGCGCUCUGGUUGCAAGUGUUCGGACGCGUUUUUUCGUUGUUCGCGGGGAUGAAUUAUUUGAUGCAGUGUGAUGCACGCGAAGGAUCACGAGACCCGCUGUUGUACAGAAGAUCGGUGGCAGUCUUAGUCCGCAUGGUCAAGAAGAUCUCGGCCGCGAAGGGAUCCUAUAAUUACUGUGUAAAACGAGUUCUAUAUUUUUCAUGAUGAAAAGUGCAAAGAUCCGCUUUCUAUUGCUUCAUUACUUCAGCGUCUUUACAACGUCUUGCUCUUGGUAUACUUCCUUGUGGCGGCUAUCCAACAAGAUCUACUAACUACGUUUUAGUUUUUUCUUCUCGACAAACGGAUCGCAGACGCGGACGAGCAUGCUGGUUCAACAUAUUGCGACAUCAUUUUGAAAGAGUUAAGCAACGAGGACCACAGCGAUCUGAUGUCACAGUUCGUGGGGCUGCUAACAGCACGACGAUCCUACCUCGUGACUAUUCGUGUUUGGAAUGUGUUGCCGAUGAAGAUUCUGCAGCUUCCAGCUCCACUGCAGAUAGACGUAAGUACAACAAGUAGUGGGAGGUUAUUGUGACUGAAAAUAAAAGUUGUAAACCAACGUAUCUAUAGUAAUGAAUGUAUUUUCUGCUGGCCAGAAAGCGUAGCAACGCAAGGAAGUGAUGACUCGAUAAGCUGAAACAUCAUGAUCAACCUCUUCACGCUCCUGUGAGGAGAAAGACGAAUAGAUAUCGAAUACCUCACUCACAUUUCCGCCCAGAAAUCUGUGGCCCACCAUGGCGCCGAAGCGUAUCAACAAGAAGCAGCUGGAGGCUUUCCGGCACAAAUUGAAGCACGGAAAAGACAUUGCGGACGAGGAAGCGGAUUCCCCGGGAGGACCUGGACAAGCAGACGACACCUCCGGAAGGAACAGUGACAGGGAAGGAGGAAAAGACGCAGCUGAAAAAAAUUCGAAUCCGCAUCUCCUGGCAGGAGGUGUUCCACCGGCAAAGAACAAGCAAAAAGCCACAGCACGAGCAGUGGAGCGCCAAGAAAGUGAUGGCAGCAAUGCAGUACAGCAGAAACCGUCCGGCGUUGAGGAGAAGCAAAAGCAUCUUUUCGCGACUUUCCCCAAAACCCUCUGGCUGUACUUCGCGGGGCGGCACAACGAGGACUUGUGGAAAAAUCUGAAAGCCUUGUGCGCGAACGAAGUUGACACGGAUGUGGCGGAUUACGACUUUGAAAAUUUCUAUGGAAGCGUCAUGAUCGAAAUCGACAAAGUUGAAAUAAUUUCUCAUACAUAAAUUGCAAGGCAUGUUGAGGUGCCUCUCUUGCAGGGAUGGCAAGCGAAGCCGACCGCCAGCGUGGUUGGGGUCUGCGAUAGAGCUGCUAAAGCAGCAUGACAAAAGACGCCCUCUGUCCGUAAACAGCAUGACAAACCGGAUUUAGAUGGUGCCUAAAUUUGUCAUGCGCCGCUUGGAAAUUGCGCUUCCAACUGGUAUCGAUUUUAUGCAUUGCAAGUUAUUUCAACUUUGUCGAUUUCAAUCCUGACACUCCCAUAAUUUCUGCCUGUACAUUGGACACGAUGUGCAAGCGGGGGAGAACAAGCGGCCGCUGGGGUACCGCUUGUUCAAGGAGGUCACCGUCACCGUUUUGGCGUGUUCAUUUUUUGAGCAAAAAAAUUUGACUUUUACCUGAUUUCCUAUAUGUGUCCAUUUCUGUCAAAUGCUGCGGGUGCGGCAAUCCAACGACUGCAUUCCAAGCAUGUUGACCCAGCAUGCUGAAGGCCGUCCAGACAUAUCCAAGAACGGCGCUGCCGUUAUACAAGCCAAAACCGCGGCCCCAGAAGGUCCCUAGCUGGGAGGCUGUCUCCUGACACUUCAGCGACCAGAGUUCCGGCCGCGAAGGAUCGGAAUAGUGCGGCGCGUCAUGCUGAGUUGCUUCUGGGAAUCUCUUGAGACUAUCACUCCUGGACCAAAGGCCUCCGGCAAAGGGUCUCGAAAACCCAAGAAAAAACUGCGAAAUUUUGAGCAAAUUUGACGAUGACCCGGUGACAAAUCCCAGAAAUUUUGCAUUUUGCACGGUAUGGUGGACGUUUCCAAGCCAAAUUCGCGACCGGUGACAAAUCCUGAUAUUUUUACAUUUUGGGCGGUAUGGUGGACGAUUGCGCGUUGCCCAAAAUUUCUUGCAGCGCAAGAAUUUUUGGCUCGUGCGCAAUCGUCCACCAUACCCUGCAAAAUGUAAAUAAUUCGGGAUUUGUCACCGGUUCCCAUUUUGGGCUCUCAAAGUCCACCAUACCGUGCAAAAUGCAAAAUUUCCGGGAUGUGUCACCGGGUGGUCGUUAAAUUUGCUCGAAAUUUUGCUGUUUUUUCCUGGGUUGUGGAGGUCGUUUGCCGGAGGCCUUUGGCCAAGGAGUAACAAGAGCCCGACAUUCCCAGGAGCAACCCAACAUCGCAAGCCGCACCAUGCAGAAGCCCGCCCCAGCAAGGGUCGGGCCCCUACGCGCCAGAAGACAGCCUCCUCGCAACGCACCCUCCCGCGCCGCGUCUUCGGUCUGUACGGCGGCGAAGCCAUUCCGGGGCGCUUCUGGAUUGCGUUCAACUACCCGGGCCACGACCAUGCUCCAAGUGUAAUGCCUCGCAUGCCACAUUUGCAACAACUGAUCGACAUGAGCAUGCGUGGGAUACCAGGAAAAAAUCAAAUUUUUUGGGUUGAAAAAUGAACAUGGCAAAACGGUGACGGUGACAAAUUUUCGCAGAAUAUCGGGUACCGCUUGUUCAAGGAGGUGAAGAAGGAAACACGGAAUCAAGGAGGUGAAGAAGAUGAAGCCUUCGCCGAACACUUUGGCAUGGACGCACACGCUCAAGAAGGGCGCGGAUCCUUUACCUUCACGGCGUAGCUACAUCAAGACUAAAUGAACAAGUGCUGUAUCGAUGGCUUUGAAAUUCGUUUCUCUCUACCACCCUUAUGAGAUAAUCUCUUGUCCUGUGGUUGCUGUAAGUACAGUAACCGUCCUGAUUGAAGCACUAGAGCACACCUCCUGUCUUACUCUUUCAGAUCAUGUCAAUGUCUACGAUCUUAUGAUCAUCUUUAAUUUGCCCUAGCCCAACAUCGUGUAGGAUGAAAAACCGAAAUAAAACUCAAACUCUAAACGUAAACACACCGAAUCAUCAGCCUUACGUUCUUUCUCUUUUACGGACUGUAUUCAAAGCCUUGAGUCACGCGAAAAACUAUAGAAAUUCCCUGGAGUGCUGUGACAUCAAGAUCAAUACUAGUGGAAUCUAUCAGCCGUAUAGAUGAAUAGAAAGUCGCUUGCUUUUUCUAAAAUUAAACCGACAUCAUAGCUAAAUGGCAUUUAGGAUAUCAAUGUGAAAAAUGGAUGCACAGACUAACCGGCGAUUACUAGACGGUUCAGAAAUUACCCCACCGAAGCUCUCAUAUCUACGGCAUCUAAAUGCCCCUGCACUUCUGUAGUUUUUAAACUUACACACGACAACUUUAUUUGAACGAUUUGACUUUUUGCUCUUUGUUUUUCAUGAUUAUGAUUUCUUUUCAGAAUAU
Amoebophrya sp. A120 is the source of this 4810-nucleotide messenger RNA. NCBI's taxonomy places the organism in Eukaryota, Dinophyceae, Syndiniales, Amoebophryaceae. The record is from the annotation of a GenBank genome assembly.